UUUGUCUUCAUCCUCCUUUGUACCGCUAUCCUGCGUCCACGCCUUAUAUUGUACUAUUUGCAUUGUUCGACUCGAGGAUCACCUUUUCGCGGAAACCAUAUAAUUGAGAUCGAUACGAAGAGACCGCUGCUGUCCUGCGCUCCCCAGAUCCGUCUUUCACCCCCAAAACCGAUCGUUUGACUCCAUCGAGCUAGUCUUCGAAGAUGAACUACGUACAGUUAGAGAAACUAGGAGAGGGAACGUAUGCGACGGUGUAUAAGGGUCGCUCACGUACCACGAACGAAAUUGUGGCGCUGAAAGAGAUCCAUCUCGAUGCGGAAGAAGGCACCCCUUCCACCGCCAUCCGCGAAAUCUCCUUGAUGAAGGAGCUCAAACAUCCCAAUAUCGUCCGCUUGCACGAUGUCAUCCACACUGAGACCAAGCUCGUCCUUAUCUUCGAGUUCGCCGACCAGGACCUGAAGCGGUACAUGGACACGAAUGGCGAUCGCGGCGCUCUCGAUCCCGUUACCGUACGCAGCUUCAUGUGGCAAUUGCUGAGGGGCAUCGCGUUCUGCCACGAGAACCGAGUGUUGCAUCGCGAUCUGAAGCCGCAGAAUCUGCUGAUCAACAAAAAGGGUGAGUUGAAGCUCGGCGAUUUCGGUCUCGCGCGAGCGUUCGGUGUCCCUGUCAACACGUUCUCGAAUGAGGUGGUGACGCUGUGGUAUCGUGCUCCGGACGUGCUCCUUGGCUCUCGAACAUACAGCACCUCCAUCGAUAUCUGGUCUUGUGGCUGCAUCUUCGCCGAGAUGAUCUCAGGUGUCCCACUGUUCCGAGGGCGAGACAACCAGGAUCAGUUACUCCAUAUCAUGCGUAUCAUUGGCACGCCAGACGAUCGCACUUUACGUCAGAUAGCCUCCCAGACUCCCGAUGUGCAAAUCAAGCAAUUUCCCAAGUACCCUAAGAUUCCCUUCACUCAGAUCCUCCCGAAGGCAUCGCCUCAAGCUAUCGACUUACUGGAGAGACUUCUCCAGUUUGAUCCCGCAAAACGAAUGACCGCUGAUGAGGCCCUUCAACACCCCUACUUCCACGGCCCACCACCCUUCCCUAUCAACCCGGCCAUGACUGGCGCGUUCACUCAUGCCAACCCACACGUUGACGCGCACGCACAACAUGCCCAAGCCCAGGCUCAGGCACAAGCCCAGGCCCAGGCCCAACAGGCCGGACAAGCUCAAGCGCGAGCAGCGUGGGCAGCACAGCAGCAGCAGCAACAACAACAACGGGCGAUGAUGUUGCAGCAGGCUCAGGCGAAUCACGCCCAAGCCUUGGCUCAAGCUCAAGCGCAAGGACAAAUCCCACCCGCAGUCAUGCAGGUCGCCGCGGCUCGUCAGCAAGGGUUCAUCGAUCCGGCUCAGAUGUAUGCCCAGCAGUACCAGGGUGCGCCUCGGUAGUGCAGCGUUCGUGUUCGUGCCUGUUUCUUGUCGGCUUCGCAUUCAUCACCGUUUUGGGGAUUCCGGACUCAUGAGCGCCGUUCGGGUCGAUACUGUUAUGAUAGCAUACCUAGACAGACGUUGUAAUACACCUGUACCAUCACUAAAGCAAGAACACAACCCCGUGGCCCUAACC
Punctularia strigosozonata HHB-11173 SS5 is the source of this 1602-nucleotide messenger RNA. Its product is annotated as Pkinase-domain-containing protein. The record is from RefSeq and is a predicted model, not a curated record. Lineage: Eukaryota; Fungi; Basidiomycota; Agaricomycetes; Corticiales; Punctulariaceae. Gene Ontology annotation, molecular function: ATP binding; cyclin-dependent protein serine/threonine kinase activity. The transcript is spliced from 7 exons. Gene Ontology annotation, biological process: protein phosphorylation. Gene Ontology annotation, cellular component: cytoplasm; nucleus. The coding region runs from base 204 to 1427 and encodes 407 amino acids.